GCGAACGGGCGGGAAGAAUGGGCGCGGACGUUGAAGACGAAGAAGGUCAUACGAGGAAAAUGAAUAGUGGUACUAGUGGUACGUGUGAUCCUACUUCUGCCACGGGUGGUCCAACACUUCUGCAGGAUGACAUUACCACGAACAGACAUCCGCAUGGUGGGACAACUACAUCUCCAACGCAGCAGCUCUUUAGUAGUACGGUGCGGAAAAGCCGGAACAGUUUGUUUUGCCCAGCCCCCGUCGCUGAGGAAGAGACUGGGGCCAGUUCUAGCCGUCGCGGAUCCAGUGCAGUCUCAACACCUGCUGGCGCGACAUCGACAUCGGCAGGACGACGGGUCUCAUCGAUGAACAAACCAUCUUUGGCCGCACCGGGUGCUCCACCACCGCCGCGCAUGACGCUACCCGCCCCGUCCCCGCACGGGGGACAGCCGGAGUUGCACUCAGCAAACCUCCCGGAAAGCGUGUGGAGUAUGUCACGACGCUUGUCCCAAGUGGUAUUGUCUACGAAGCGGCCUAGCAUGAUUGUACCGAGGCGCAAAUCGCAACUUCCGGUGAACGUUAAUGGUUCAUCAGAGGAAAUUUUUCAACAAGCGGAUCAACAUCAAGCAGCAACGGGUUGUAGUAGCAGCCGUCCGGGAAAAAUGAAUAAAAACGUGUUCCAGGUCGUCGACAACAGCAGCAAACCAUCGAAGAUAGAACUAGGCCCGUCGGAAAGGGCCACCGCUGCUUCUACCUAUUCCGGAUCUACUUGGCAGCCAGGACCGCAUGCUGUGAACAACUCUGUUGAAAGCAAACUGCGGCGACCCAGUUCCAUCUUGAAAACCUCCACCUCCAAAAGAACCACGAUCGCGGGCGGGCCAGGUUUCUUUGCGGAAAAAUUCGCACUCGACAGCAACGCUUCUGUCGAGGGCUCCAUUGACGAAAACACGGCAAGAAACAGUGGGAAUAGAGGCGGAAUACUGGCUGGUGGGGUUUCCUCGUCAUUUAGUGGAGGUGGAGAGAUACAACACAGCACAAGUACAACAACUUCUAAUGCUGACAAAACAAAGCCGCCAGGAACUACAACUACUGCGAGCAAGAAAGUGCGCGCGAGCUUCGCAGUUCCCGAGCAGAUCCCGGGUUUCAACAACAGAUCGAAACGAAAAAUCUCUUUGCUACCGCAAAACACAAAAAGCCAGCUCGACCCGAGCACGAGACGGACCAUUGCCGUCGCGCCAGACCACGCAACCUUGCUGAGACACGCACAAGCGACGAAAAACGAAAACGCGAUUUUCCAACUCGGGUUAGCAAGCUUCCGGGAAAGUUUGCCCGAGGGGUCCUCGCUUGGAGAAGAGGAGGACAAAUUGACGUCGAAAUUAUUCAUCUCCCCAGAGCAAAAUAACCAGCAGAACAACAACUCGGUUCUUUCCAGCCCCGCACCAAGCACCCCGCAGUCCGGCGUCCGAUUAUCCGUUUUGCUCGACGGGGUCUUGAAAAGCAAGGAGCAGAAGGACGGAAAUAAAGUGCGGAAGUCCGUCGCGAUUCUGCCCGGACACAGCGAGGAGGGGGACGAGAACGGUGGUGGUGGAGCAUCGUCUUCGAAUACUAAGCGGAAUUUCCUGCUCGCUGGCGGAGAUAUGAAAAAAGGCAACAAUCUUCGCGGGCGCGCGAUGCCGCGCCUGUCGAUUUUUGCGGAGUUUAAGGCGGACAACACGGUCAUGUCGGCGGUUCGAAAGAAGAGUUUGUUAUCCGGGAUCAACAUCAAUGCAAAUACCGCGGGGGCCCUCGGAUCUGCCGGACCGGCCGCGGGAACGGGUGCUAUCGGGAUGAACCACGGCUUGAAAUCGGCGUUGAAAAACAAGGGUUUUAACCGCUCCAUGUCCAUUUCCAUCAAGGACGAGGAGGACGCGCGGCAGCAGAAGGUAAAAGCGGAGUGCAGCAAGGCGGCGCUGGCGCAGAUGAAGCGGUGGCUGUUGAACAGCAUGAACCGAACGUUCGUGCAGGACAUCUGGCAGGGGUGCAAAUUGCUGAAUCCCUUGGACAAGACUCUGAUCAUCCAAGAACGCUCGAAGAAGAUCAAAAAAGUGACCGAGAAGCGCGUCGCACCCUUGCGGUCGAGUUUGAAGAAGGAUAAUUCUCUAGGCAGUCGGGCGAGUGCGAAUAUCAACGGCGGGACGAGUAGUGCUGCUGGUGCCACGUCGAAUGCAGGUGGGAGUCUUGUUUCAUCCGCAGCGAACAGGAACAGCAGCACAGGUGGUCUAUUGAAUUCGAAUUCGAACAACAGCUCGAAUCUUCCGUCGCCGACGUCGAACUCGCAGUAUUACCUGCAGAAUAAGUUCACUUCCUCAGCAACUUUGUCGAAUAACAGCACGCCGACGUCUGCCAUGCUGUCUACGAGAUGGAUGAACGGGCAUGGUACGAAUGGUACCCGAAGGAGCAGCAACAUGACAAAUUCCAGUAUCGGAUCAUUCGGCGGGGGGAAGGGGGCGGUCCCUGGGAGCAGCGGCUUCGCGGGGCUGGUGCCGGGGUGAGAAAGGUGGAAGCAGAUGUUAAGAAUCUCGUAGAAACAAGUUUCUGUUGUCACAUGUAAAAUGCUAGCUACUUGUACUUGCUCAGGCUCUUGAUCAAAUUUGUUUACCGACGCGGUAAUGCUGGAAAAGCACAUACUCUGCGUAGUGAUAAUUAAGAAGUGUCAUAGUACUGCGUCGGCGAAGACGAGGACGGACUCACUGCUGUUAUUUCUUUGGCGUGCGUUGCUGUCACAUGCUUCCUUGUAUGAUAGAGAUACCACAAAGACAAACUCAGCUGCAAGGGCUUCUCGAAAAUUUGGCAUCUCUCCAAUUAUACCGUAGUAUACCAUAGUAAUAGUUUUGUUGCAUCGCAGCCUUGAAAAUAGUCACUUCGUAAGUGGUGAUGACGUGGGCGCCUUGCGUAAUCUGAUCCGCUCGCUCUGUUCUUCUGAGCGAGGGACUCACUAAAUCUGUGCUCGUGGUUGAUAUUAUUUUUUGCUCUUGCUUUCAGUGAGCGUAGGCCCG
This is a messenger RNA of Amoebophrya sp. A120, 3014 nucleotides long. NCBI's taxonomy places the organism in Eukaryota, Dinophyceae, Syndiniales, Amoebophryaceae. The record is from the annotation of a GenBank genome assembly.